AUGGACCCCGUCUUCGCCAGCAAGGACGUACAGCCGCUCUCCUACGAGCGCAGAGUCGACCGAUGCGUACAAAUGACCACUGGUGUCGUGUUCACGCCGGUCUUCAAAUGCGCCUUCCCGGGACGCAAGCCGCCGGGUCGGUAUCGGUUGAAACACACCCCCAAAGGCUUCCAUGGAGCACACGGCGCCCGCCAUCUGUACAACACGAUGGGCGGGAGCGCUUACGAAGUCGACUAUCUCCUGCCUUCUCAGCUGGGCCCCGAGGAUGAGGAGCCGCCCGAUUCCUUGAGGCUCGCCCUGCAGAGUCGUGAGGAGGGUGAGACGCUCGUCAUGUUCGUGCCGAGGGGGGAGCAAUACGUUCUUGCUGAAGCCAUGGAUCUUGCGCCGUGGUCGUCUCUCCCGUGGAGCAUCCAUAGAGGCAUGCAGGAUAUACUUGUUGGAUUUGCCCGGCCGAGGAUGGACCGCCAUCGUGCUGAGCUGGCCGACCUCCUCGGAAAUGCUCGCCAUCCGGGCUGGAGGGGGAAAGUCUGCUGA
Messenger RNA from Diplodia corticola, 534 nucleotides. RefSeq names its product alanyl-trna class iic. NCBI's taxonomy places the organism in Eukaryota, Fungi, Ascomycota, Dothideomycetes, Botryosphaeriales, Botryosphaeriaceae. The transcript is spliced from 2 exons. Bases 1 to 534 code for a protein of 177 amino acids. The record is from RefSeq and is a predicted model, not a curated record.